AUGGUUACAUCAGCCACGGACCGUCGUCGUCUGGCUGGUGUGGAUGGUGCGGGAUUGGGAGCGACCGCUGUGAAGGUACGGAUCACCACUUGGCUCACAGGAAUGCCCAGAGCAUCUGCCACCCGUUGCUUGAACUCGGCCACCGCUGCAGCAACAGCUGCCUACGUCAAGUGGAUCGAUCGCACCAUGCAGUCAGUCGUUCAAGGCCACCGCAAUCGCGCGAGCUGGCAGCUGGACCAGGCUCGCAGCCGCGGCGCGUGCGCGUCCAAUGUCCGCGUCUGCCGAUCCUCGGACAUCUGUCAUCUAUACGACACGCUGCCGCGGUUGUAUAAUUUCGCUCGCAGCCGGAUGGAUUCGCCGGACCCCAAGCGGCAACGCCUAGAGCCUACAUCGUCCUACAAUCUGCGAUGUCGCACCCUGGUGACCAGCAGUAGUAUCGACCCACCGGACGCCAAGCGUCAGAGGCUGGACACGGCUGCGUCCCAGAGCAGCACGUCGACGGUCGGCCCUCCCGCCGUCGCCACGGAUUCAAGGAGCGUCACGUUUCAUGUGACGUUUACGGCCGGCCCCACAGAAACGAAUGAGGACCGCCUCUUUGCCGGCGCCCAGAGCCGCUACGGCAGCUUCAUCGCUGGCGUGAAUACCGCCGGCCAGGGGAUUGACGAUGUCAUCCUCGGCAGGCUGGAGAGCAGCCACGCGUUCGGCCACCGCGUGACGUUCGCCAACGUGGAUGCAGCUUCCCUGCCGCCUUUCAUAACUUCUCGUUUCGCUGGGGUGACGGUGGGGCAGUUUAAAGUCUCCUCAGCGACGCGGAUUUCCGUGGAGCCCUCCUCCGCUGUCCCAAUGCUCUACAGCGCCAGGCUUCGGUUCCCCGUUUACGAUGUCGGCAGCGACAGGGCUCGCCCCGAAGACAAGCACGCGUCGGAUGGCAGCGCCCUCCUGCUCAUCCCACACGGCGGGAUGUUCCGGGGCGGGCCGUUCCGCAAGUUUAAGGCGUGGGUCGCGUGCGGCAACGGUGACAGUCCCGACGCCGGACGCGUGGAGCUCGCCAUCAGGGAAUCCGCUCCCGACGACUUCGUCGCUCAGCUACAAGCAGCGGCCGAUAGCAGCACGCCCCUUUACGUGUAUGGUGCCAAGAUCAGCCCCUCCAAUAGCAAAGCUUAUAUGAAUAGCGUCUUCCUCAGCGGCUCGCUUGUAGCAGCAGCGAGUGCCCCCGGCAAACGCCCUCCCAAACGAGUGCACACCUUCCAGGCGGCUGUUCAGCGAACUACCGCGGCCACCGUGCCCGCCGACACAACUGAUAUGGUAUUGGCUUGGGAGCAGCGUAGCCGCAGUGCCCUUGUUUUACCGUCGGAUGGUCCACACACCUCGGCCACCCUGUCACCCAACCCCACUUCUGUCACUGUAGUCGGCUCACUACCGGUCCUCCCGCUCGUCCUCACAAUCGGCAGCCGCAGUUAUCCGGUGUGCACCGACAGCAUCGCCGUCAUGCAACAGUUGCCGAACUACGACGAGUUCUUCGGCAGCGCCAGCUUCGCAGACGAUAAUGAUCGUAUGGCGUACGCUGCUUACGACUCGUUCACCGUCACCGGUACCAUCACCACCAAGACAGAAGGGCUGGGUGCAUUCCGUGCACUUGUGGGUUCGACUCCCACACAAGUUGGCGGCGUCCCUCGCAUCUACACUGGUUUGCAUGUGUUGAAGCUGCUGCUCCGGCAAGCCUUCGUGCUGUUCUCUUCGGUGUCCUCCGUUAGGCGCGUCGCUCGCAGCCGGAUGGAUUCGCCGGACCCCAAGCGGCAACGCCUAGAGCCUACAUCGUCCUACAAUCUGCGAUGUCGCACCCUGGUGACCAGCAGUAGUAUCGACCCACCGGACGCCAAGCGUCAGAGGCUGGACACGGCUGCGUCCCAGAGCAGCACGUCGACGGUCGGCCCUCCCGCCGUCGCCACGGAUUCAAGGAGCGUCACGUUUCAUGUGACGUUUACGGCCGGCCCCACAGAAACGAAUGAGGACCGCCUCUUUGCCGGCGCCCAGAGCCGCUACGGCAGCUUCAUCGCUGGCGUGAAUACCGCCGGCCAGGGGAUUGACGAUGUCAUCCUCGGCAGGCUGGAGAGCAGCCACGCGUUCGGCCACCGCGUGACGUUCGCCAACGUGGAUGCAGCUUCCCUGCCGCCUUUCAUAACUUCUCGUUUCGCUGGGGUGACGGUGGGGCAGUUUAAAGUCUCCUCAGCGACGCGGAUUUCCGUGGAGCCCUCCUCCGCUGUCCCAAUGCUCUACAGCGCCAGGCUUCGGUUCCCCGUUUACGAUGUCGGCAGCGACAGGGCUCGCCCCGAAGACAAGCACGCGUCGGAUGGCAGCGCCCUCCUGCUCAUCCCACACGGCGGGAUGUUCCGGGGCGGGCCGUUCCGCAAGUUUAAGGCGUGGGUCGCGUGCGGCAACGGUGACAGUCCCGACGCCGGACGCGUGGAGCUCGCCAUCAGGGAAUCCGCUCCCGACGACUUCGUCGCUCAGCUACAAGCAGCGGCCGAUAGCAGCACGCCCCUUUACGUGUAUGGUGCCAAGAUCAGCCCCUCCAAUAGCAAAGCUUAUAUGAAUAGCGUCUUCCUCAGCGGCUCGCUUGUAGCAGCAGCGAGUGCCCCCGGCAAACGCCCUCCCAAACGAGUGCACACCUUCCAGGCGGCUGUUCAGCGAACUACCGCGGCCACGGUGCCCGCCGACACAACUGAUAUGGUAUGGCCUUGGGAGCAGCGUAGCCGCAUCGGCUCACUACCGGUCCUCCCGCUCGUCCUCACAAUCGGCAGCCGCAGUUAUCCGGUGUGCACCGACAGCAUCGCCGUCAUGCAACAGUUGCCGAACUACGACGAGUUCUUCGGCAGCGCCAGCUUCGCAGACGAUAAUGAUCGUAUGGCGUACGCUGCUUACGACUCGUUCACCGUCACCGGUACCAUCACCACCAAGACAGAAGGUCGAACAACGUUCAUCACGGCUCUGCAGGAAUGA
Volvox carteri f. nagariensis is the source of this 3000-nucleotide messenger RNA. RefSeq lists its product as uncharacterized. Bases 1 to 3000 code for a protein of 999 amino acids. The record is from RefSeq and is a predicted model, not a curated record. Lineage: Eukaryota; Viridiplantae; Chlorophyta; Chlorophyceae; Chlamydomonadales; Volvocaceae. The transcript has 11 exons.